This is a messenger RNA of Entamoeba invadens IP1, 936 nucleotides long. RefSeq lists its product as hypothetical. The transcript has a single exon. The coding region runs from base 1 to 936 and encodes 311 amino acids. Lineage: Eukaryota; Evosea; Mastigamoebida; Endamoebidae. The record is from RefSeq and is a predicted model, not a curated record.
AUGCCUCUCAUACAAAUAGAGCAUUUAGUAAACAACGGGAUCAUCAAUGUCGUCUCUUCUUUCUCACCAGACCAAACAUUUUUUGGGACCAAAAUGGAUGAAGCUGAUAACAAAGAGUUAUAUGAAAAACAUCACCAUGUGGAUACCGUCGAAGUCAAAAAAGAAGGGAACACAUUGCCGGAAAGAAGACGAGACAAAGAGAAGUGCGAAAUUGACAAGAAGAGUGAGGCGGACAUUUUAGAGAUGAUAAAAAAGACGGUGAUAGGGGAUGAGAAUAUCGACGGUGUCACCACAGAAGUGUCGACCCUCAAAAAGCGCAUCGAAGAGUUUAACAACAACGUUGCGAUAUACGACGACAUGUUGCGCGAAGAGGAAUUGAGUCGUGUGUGUGGUGAAGGUAUUGAGAAUGGGUGGGUGACGUCCUUAGAGAAGUGGACUGGAUGUGAUUCGUGUCGUGUCAUCUACGACUCAACGAAUGGGUUUACUGCUGACACGUUAUGGGGUGCUUUACGGUUAGCCAAUUCCGUUGCUCUCAUUGUAGAAACGACUGAGAAUGAUGUCUUUGGGUCAUUUCAUGGAGUCAUUCCGAUGCACCAACAUUUCAAUGUGAGUGUCGACUCGUCGCAUUUCCUCUUCACCUUUUCAAACAAAUUCAACACGGGCCACGUCAAGUUUCCCGUCUUACCGACAAACACGAAGAUGUUAGAUGUCUUUAAAGGAUAUAAUUCGUGGGUGUAUGGCAUCGAAAAAGGAUUUUGGAUCCACGCACAACACAAUAAGAGUUACGUCUGUUCGACUUCUGCGAAUGGACCAUUGACGGAUGGGUAUGAAGACCCGACAUUAAUGGGAGGAGUGGUAUUUACAGGGUCGGUCUAUCCUCAACGGUUUACAACAAAGAGAAUAAUUGGGCUUGAGAUGAUACUUGAGCAAGAAUAG